Molecule: messenger RNA, 552 nt
Organism: Glycine soja
Lineage: Eukaryota; Viridiplantae; Streptophyta; Magnoliopsida; Fabales; Fabaceae
Product: RING-H2 finger protein ATL52-like
Exons: 1
Coding region: 1-552 (183 amino acids)
Biological process (GO): protein ubiquitination
Source: RefSeq, a predicted model, not a curated record
AUGGGUGAUUUCCAAGGCCCCUUCAUAGUGUCACCCCCUCCUUCACUCUCUUCCUCGGAUAAAUCCAGCACAACCAUGCUAUACUAUGGGCUAGUAGUGGUGGGGAUUGCAGCCAUGGCAUUAGCCCUAUAUAACUUCAUCAUCAUCAAACGAAGUAGAAGGCGCCAUAUGCAAUCACAGGCUGCAGGGGCAAAUGGGUUGGUGGAGGGGGCGGUGAUGGAAAGUAGUGGAACUGAGAACUGCCAAAGGAACAACUUCAACAUGCUCUCAAGCUUCAAGUACAAGAAAGAAGGAAUUGGAAAUGAUGGUGAUUAUGAUUAUGAAUGCCCAGUUUGCUUAUCGGGUUUUGAAGAAGGUGAAGAAGUGAGGAAGCUGCCACGGUGCAAGCACUGGUUCCACGCACCGUGCAUAGACAUGUGGCUCUACUCUCAUCUCGAUUGCCCAAUUUGUCGAACACCUGUUGGGCAAUUCUGUCACCGUUUCCAUUCUGGUCUGGGGUUACUGGAAUCCAGUGGUGGUGGUGGCGGUGGCGGUGGCGUCUCGGUAGUAUGA